AUGUUCGAACCCUUGAAAGCAUAUUUUUUAUCGACUGAUAAUUGUCCAACAGUUCUAAAACAGUUUUUUCAAAACCCAAUCAGUGAAGCAUGGAUGUGGUUUGUGCAUAACAUUGCGUCUCUCUUCCACAAAGUGAUUUUAGAUGUAGAAGGUGACAAAAUAUGCGCAACAGAAGCCGCUUUGGAGUAUUUCGAACUCAUAAAUAAGCUUCAAAAUCGUUUAAAUGAGUUAUAUUUACCGCUUAAAGUAAGAGAGUCACUUUCGAAACUUGAGAAUAUGGGAGACAUUGACCGUAGUGUAAACUAUCGGGAUAUCUUCAUCAUGCAUGUCAAGCAGUUCUAUUCGAAUUGUGUAACAUAUUUGAAAAACUGGAGUGAAAAUUUAAGUGAACUAAAGCUAUUUGGAUGGGUUAACUUGAAAAAACAAGUUUCUUGGGCUGAAAUUUUGUCGUCGUGUGAGGCUUUCAAGGACUACAUAGGUCCGAUAUUGAAUCAGGACGAACUGUUCGAUGAAGUUAGUUUAAUACGAACCAACGUUACAGAAGAUAAAAUCGUAGACUGGAAUUCGAGAAAUAUUUCUACCGAAGAUCGAUGGCUCGAAGUCUUCCAAAAAGAAAGUGCUUUGAAAAAUCUCAAAAUUCUAUGCGAGUUCGUUUUUUGUCUGCCUGGGACCAGUGCGUCGCUUGAGAGGUUGUUCUCAAAUAUCAAUAACUAUUGGAGUCCCGACAAAUCGCAGCUGAAAAUAUCUACUCUGGAAGCCAUCAUGCAAGUCUACACAAACUUCAAAGUUUCGUGCAAUGAAAUGUUUCAGUUCUUAAAGAGUGAAACACAACUUCUGAAGGAAAUUCAUGGUUCCAAAAAGUACGACUGGUACCAGAAUGAUGAUCAAAAUUUUCUGGCAGGAACGUCGAAAGAAAAUUAG
Messenger RNA from Acanthoscelides obtectus, 921 nucleotides. The record is from the annotation of a GenBank genome assembly. NCBI's taxonomy places the organism in Eukaryota, Metazoa, Arthropoda, Insecta, Coleoptera, Chrysomelidae.